Molecule: messenger RNA, 2742 nt
Organism: Hipposideros armiger (great roundleaf bat)
Lineage: Eukaryota; Metazoa; Chordata; Mammalia; Chiroptera; Hipposideridae
Gene: SLU7
Product: spliceosome associated SLU7
Exons: 16
Coding region: 120-1880 (586 amino acids)
Biological process (GO): mRNA splicing, via spliceosome
Cellular component (GO): spliceosomal complex
Molecular function (GO): pre-mRNA 3'-splice site binding
Source: RefSeq, a predicted model, not a curated record
GCGCAUGUGUCCGGCGGUGGCUGCCGGGAAGCGCUGACAACAGGAAGUAAACAUUGACGGGUUGGCUUUGUUUCUGUGCAGGGGAUUUGGGGUCGGCUGCGACCGGACUGGAGAUAACCAUGUCGGCUGCAGCAGUGGAUGCAGUUAAUACUGCCCCCCUGUCGGGGUCCAAAGAAUUGAGUUUGGAGGAACCAAAGAAGAUGACCAGGGAGGACUGGAGAAAGAAGAAGGAGCUAGAAGAACAGCGAAAAUUGGGUAAUGCUCCUGCAGAAGUUGAUGAAGAAGGAAAAGACAUCAACCCUCAUAUUCCUCAGUAUAUUUCUUCAGUGCCAUGGUAUAUUGAUCCGUCAAAAAGACCUACUUUAAAGCACCAGAGACCACAACCAGAAAAACAAAGGCAGUACAGCUCCUCCGUAGAAUGGUACAACAGGGGUGUCAAAGAGAAUGCCAUAACUACUAAGUACCGCAAAGGAGCAUGUGAAAAUUGUGGGGCCUUGACACACAAAAAGAAAGACUGCUUUGAGAGACCCAGACGAGUUGGAGCAAAAUUUACAGGAACUAAUAUAGCUCCAGACGAACAUAUCCAGCCUCAGCUGACGUUUGACUAUGAUGGGAAGAGGGACCGGUGGAAUGGCUACAAUCCAGAGGAACACAUGAAAAUUGUAGAAGAAUAUGCCAAAGUUGAUCUGGCAAAACGAACACUGAAAGCCCAGAAACUCCAAGAAGAAUUAGCCUCAGGAAAAUUAGUGGAACAGGCUAAUUCUCCAAAACACCAGUGGGGAGAAGAGGAACCAAAUUCUCAAAUGGAAAAAGAUCACAAUAGUGAAGAUGAGGAUGAAGAUAAGUAUGCAGAUGAUAUUGACAUGCCUGGACAGAACUUUGACUCUAAGAGACGGAUUACUGUUCGGAAUCUCAGGAUUCGAGAAGAUAUUGCAAAAUAUUUGCGGAAUUUAGAUCCAAAUUCUGCUUACUAUGAUCCCAAAACAAGAGCGAUGAGAGAAAACCCCUAUGCCAAUGCAGGAAAGAAUCCAGAUGAAGUGAGCUAUGCGGGAGAUAACUUUGUUAGAUACACAGGUGAUACCAUUUCAAUGGCUCAGACGCAGUUGUUUGCGUGGGAAGCCUACGACAAGGGCUCCGAAGUACAUCUGCAGGCUGAUCCUACAAAACUAGAGCUAUUGUAUAAGUCCUUCAAAGUCAAAAAGGAAGACUUCAAGGAACAGCAGAAAGAAAGCAUCCUGGAAAAGUAUGGGGGCCAGGAACACUUGGAUGCCCCUCCAGCUGAACUGCUUUUAGCUCAGACGGAAGACUAUGUGGAGUACUCCAGACAUGGGACUGUCAUUAAAGGGCAGGAGCGGGCUGUCGCCUGCUCCAAGUAUGAGGAAGACGUGAAGAUCCACAACCACACGCAUAUCUGGGGAUCUUACUGGAAAGAAGGCCGAUGGGGAUACAAAUGCUGUCACUCUUUUGUCAAGUUUUCCUAUUGUACUGGAGAAGCUGGGAAGGAGAUUGCUAAUUCAGAGGAAUGUAUCGAAAAUGAAGUAACUGGAGAAGAAUCUGUGAAAAAACCUCAGACCCUCAUGGAGAUGCACCAGGAAAAACUAAAAGAGGAUAAAAAGAAAAAGAAGAAGAAGAAGAAGAAGCAUCGAAAGAGCAGUUCAGAAAGUGAUGAUGAAGAAAAGAAACAUGAAAAACUGAAAAAGGCACUGAAUGCGGAGGAGGCCCGCCUUCUUCAUGUCAAGGAGCUCCUGCAGAUUGAUGAGAGGAAGCGGCCUUACAAUAGCCUAUAUGAAGCUCGGGAACCCACCGAGGAGGAGAUGGAGGCCUACAGAAUGAAACGUCAGAGGCCAGAUGACCCCAUGGCCUCUUUCCUUGGACAGUAAUAACUAGUCACAAACGGUCACCCAAGACAAACACAGCUGACAUGAUAUCCUUUUCAGCUUCUUGCUGAUUGUAGGUGGAAAAAUCAGUGUCUGCGAGCAGACUUUAAUAAAGCUUCCAGAAGUCUCAGAGUAAAUUCAUUCCUUUCUACACUGAAGAAACAGAAGAAAAAGAGGAGGCACAUUAAGUGCAGAUUAAGGUUUUAUUUCCAACUUUAUAUUCGUGAUAUGGAAAAAGAGGCCGCAGCUUGCUUGUGCAUUCUCAUUCUCUCCCUCCCUCCAUCCCUCCCUCCUCCCCUCCUUUCCUCCCUCCUUCCCUCCCCCUCAUCUUCCACUCAACAAUUAAAUCUCAAACUACAGUUCUUCAAUUUCUAUGGCCCUUUAUCUAGUGUUUGCACAUAUUUUAAAGGGAGAUUAACUACUCUUUCUCAAAACCACGGCUUCAUUUUUUUCUAAUUACCAGUAACUAUAGCUAUUUUAUAGUCAUUUGUUUUUGCCUUCUAAGGUUUUCCUGGUCUGCAGCUAAAAAUAUUCAAUCUGAAAGGAAAUUUGUAGAACACAUGAAUAACUUUACCUUGUGUGGUAAUAAUUCUGUUUUUCACUUGUGUAUAAAAUUUUGAUUUUUAAAACAUUUCCUUAUAUCUUACACCCAAAACUUUGUUAGCCUUUGAAUGGAAAAAUAACUAUUGUGUCAUUCAUGAAUCAGUGUUUACCAAUCAGUACUAGGUCUUUUACCAUUCUGAACAUGAGCCUUUAGACACAAAUCCUUUAUCGUAGAGGAUGUGGUUUGUGAUAUUAUUUUUUGUUUAAAUUGUGAUUGCCUUUGUGUAACAAUCACGAAUAUUAAAUUUGAUUUUAAAAGCUU